AUGUCAUCGUCAGCUAUUGAUCAACACAAAAUUAGUACACCUGGUAAAACUAGUGAAGUAGUCGAAGCAGCUAUUGAACAAUCACCUAAUCGUCCACCACCUGCUGGUGGUGCUACAUCGUCUCAAAAUGAAACUGCACCAUCGGAUAAUGUUGUUACCGCUAUAUAUCCAUUUGGUUUAAAUAUAAAAUUAAAAACAAGAAAAAAUACCUGA
Messenger RNA from Rotaria sordida, 213 nucleotides. NCBI's taxonomy places the organism in Eukaryota, Metazoa, Rotifera, Eurotatoria, Philodinida, Philodinidae. The record is from the annotation of a GenBank genome assembly.